Messenger RNA from Nerophis lumbriciformis (worm pipefish), 810 nucleotides. The record is from RefSeq and is a predicted model, not a curated record. Lineage: Eukaryota; Metazoa; Chordata; Actinopteri; Syngnathiformes; Syngnathidae.
AUGGCUGAAUUAGACAUCGGAAAGCACUGUCAAAUCCAUUCUUGUCACCAAAAAGAUUUCCUUCCAUUUGUUUGCGAUUUCUGCAAUGGAGUCUACUGCCUUGAACACAGAAGCAGAGAGGCUCACUCGUGUUCACAGGAGCCUGUGACAAAAGCUCCACAACCCGUAGGCAGCAGCACAAGCCAUCCUUGCUCCUUCGAAGACUGCAAGGGAAAAGAACUUCUGCCGGUCAUCUGUCCACAGUGUGACAAACACUUCUGUUUAGCCCACCGCCAUCAAGAUGAUCACAAGUGUGAGAAGCUGGAGGUCCAAAAACCACGCAUGGCAGCUACCAAGGAGCUUGUGCAAAGGAUUGUUGAGUCAAAAGAUGGAUCUAAAAGCAAAGGACGUAAAGGAGCGAAGAACAGCGCCACGGCAGCAAAAGUAGCUCUCAUGAAACUGAAGCUACAUGCUGCAGGCGACAAAAGUUUACCACAGACAGAGAGAACCUACUUUCAAGUAUAUCUGCCUAAAGGGUGUCAGGUGACCAGUCAGCCCAUGUUCUUCUGCUCUAAAUGGAGUGUGGGGAAGGUGGUGGAUUAUGCAGCUUCGCUUGCUUCACUCAAGAAUAACAACAAUGUGCUUGCAGCUAAGAAGUUGCGCCUCUGCCAUCCCGAAACGGGCAAGUCGUUGCGUAUGGAGGAGAGUUUGCACACACUGCUUACCAGUCCGGAAGACCCCCUUCACAAUGGGGGCAACGUGAUCCUGGAGUACCUGGAUAAUGAUAGCAUGGGUGUGGAUGAUGUAACAAACUAUAUUGCACUCAGAUGA